This is a messenger RNA of Drosophila miranda, 698 nucleotides long. RefSeq lists its product as uncharacterized. NCBI's taxonomy places the organism in Eukaryota, Metazoa, Arthropoda, Insecta, Diptera, Drosophilidae. The coding region runs from base 288 to 683 and encodes 131 amino acids. The transcript has 2 exons. The record is from RefSeq and is a predicted model, not a curated record.
AAGGUUUAUUAACAAGCGCUAGCUUUCGUUAUAAGAACAGAACUAAAACUAGGAGCCACCAGCAAGCUGGGGCAUAAGCUGAAUCAAAAGUAUUUAAUUUCCAAAGAAUGCAAAGCUACAAAAUAUAUGUACUUAGAGCUACAAAGCUACAGUCGGUAAGCCGACUUGGCAUAAGCGAUAAUGCUGAUCUUGCGGCAUGUGCAAGAUAUCAGAUUACCGCCGGUUGACCGUCACAUUCAGGGCGCUGAACUGAAGUUCGCUGAUUUGGCAUCUUGAGUGCAAACAACAUGGAGCAGAGCACAUUGGACAACGACAAUCCUGAUGAGUACUUUUCGGAUAUUAUUGAGAUGGACCUGGACGGAUCUUGUAGCUCCAGCACCUUGUCUGGGCGUCCGCCAAAGAAAAAGAAAAAGACCGACAUUUCGUGGCUGGCAGAGAUCGCCCAGGAGCGUCUCGAACAACAAAAGGACCACCACAGAAAGAAGGAGGAGCACGACGUUAGGCAGGAGAAGAUGGUGCAGGACUUGAUCAGCACCCAAACAAAAUUCCAGAACGACUUAUUAGACUUAUUAGAAAUGCCCAAAUGCAUUUUCCACCACUCGCCUAGCUUUGGAAAGGUUGUAGUUAAACGUGCGCUGUUCCAAAGAGGCGACUGUGGAACCGAACCGCUUCUAAAACCAUAAAAUAUGUCCUUGUAC